Besnoitia besnoiti is the source of this 3279-nucleotide messenger RNA. RefSeq names its product protein phosphatase 2C domain-containing protein. Gene Ontology annotation, biological process: protein dephosphorylation. NCBI's taxonomy places the organism in Eukaryota, Apicomplexa, Conoidasida, Eucoccidiorida, Sarcocystidae. The record is from RefSeq and is a predicted model, not a curated record. Bases 1 to 3279 code for a protein of 1092 amino acids. Gene Ontology annotation, molecular function: protein serine/threonine phosphatase activity. The transcript has 9 exons.
AUGUGUCGCACUGGCACGAUGUGGCAGGACGACGGCAAGUUUGUAAACGGCGUGCCCCCGCAGGGCGCCGCGGCCUCCUCCUGUGAAUUCCUUCACAGGUCUUCUGCCGAGCCAGAAGACGCGAUGCCGCGGGCGGCUGCGGAGCUGGAGGCGGUCGAUGGCGCGAGGAAGACUCGGGAGUUUCUGCCGCCUUCCUCGUCGUUCUUCCCUUCUGUUUCGCUCCAGUGCGCCCACUCGAAUCGCCUGUCUUGUCCCUCCUCUGCGUCUCCAGUAUUGGCUCUGCACGACCUUCUCGGCGCACGCUCUUUCGUGGCGCCGGCUGACGCCCGGCAGUUUGCUCUAGAAGCGGCGUCGCAGUCACCUCCGUCUGAUGAUGCCGCAGUGAAUGCGCGGACUCCAGGUCGCGCGCCGCAGCAGUCGAGCCUGCCGCGGGCCUGUCUCUCUCAGGGGGCGUGUUGGGGCUCCGGCGCGCCGGCUGAGGUGCUGGCGGGGCGUCCGCCGUGGGCGUCGCUUCCGCUGGCGAGCGACGAGGAGGGAGACGGCGACGGCGCCGUCGGCGCGUUCGAGGCGUCUCUUCACUUUGGAGGUGUUGAGGACGCCCCGCUCUACUUCGCGGAGACGGAUCAAGCUGUCUCGGAUGCGGGCGGGCGCGGCGGCCAUCCCUGCUCCAUGCUGCAGGGCCUCGUCAACACGCUCGCCCCUCGAGAGCGCAUCUCAGUUCAAAUCGCAGAGUCGAUCCCUGCCCUCGAGUCUGUCACGCUUCGUUUCGCUACGAGCCGCGCCAAACUCCGAUUUAGCGAGCUUUUCCUGCGAGGCGUGAAGGCCCAGAAGCACUCCCCGUCGUGGUCGUUCUCCAUCCCCGGAGUCGUCCAGCCCCAGUCAGGCCUCAUUCUCGCCUCUGGAUCUCCGUUUCACUGGCCCUUGGGGCUGGCGGGCGCGAUCGUGGCAGCGGAGGAGCGAGCCGAGCGCGCCGCGGCGUUCCUCGCGCUGCAGCAUCGCAAGCCUCUCUGGGCGUGCGCGCCCUGUUGCGCCAACGGAGGACGCUCGCCGAAGUGCGCGAGCGCCGACGAGGGCGUGGACUGCCAAGGCGAGAAGCGGGAAUGCGCGUGUCGCUGCCAUUGCGGCGACGCCGACGCCGCGAAAGCGCGUGCGACGCUCUGCGGAGGCGAAAAGGCGGGAGAUGCGCCGCAGCCGCUCGCCUCGCGUCCGUUGCCCUCCGGCGCCUCCUCCGGGCUCGCCGAGCCCGGAGGAGGCGACGAGGAGUCUGCGCGCGACUUUGCGCAGAUCGUCGACGCCUCGGCGACCUCGCUGCCUUCCGUGACUUGCUCUGCGCGUCCCGCAGUCCCAUCGCAUCUCUCCGCCCCUGCGCCUUCCUGCUUCGCGCCGCCCUCUUCGCCCGACGCCUCUGUGCCUUGCAUUUCGCUGCCUGUGCCGCCGGCGCCGCCUUCGCCGAGCGCGCUGCCGGCCUCGGACUUUGCGCUGAUUUCGUUCGUCUUCUCCGCGGUCCCCACAGCCGGCGGCUGGUCGCCGCGGUCGCAGGGCGAGACGCGCGACAGCUUCCUGCAUCUGCACCACCGCGCGAGCGAAAGCGUGUUCUGCCCAAGCAGCUCAAGCAGUCGCCGCCACAACUCCGGCGAAGAGGCUGCGUCUGCAGAAGAGGCUGCGUCUGCAGAAGAGGCUGCGCCCGCCCAAGAGGCUGCGCCCGCCCAAGAGGCUGCGCCCGCCCAAGAGGCUGCGCCCGCCCAAGAGGCUGCGCCCGCCCAAGAGGCUGCGCCGCCACCCGCAGCGGGGCGGCCGCGCUCCAGGAAGACCCGCGCAGCUGGCGUCAGCCACGAGGAGACGAGCACCUCCAUCCCCGGCGGGCCGUGGCUGGUUGAGAGGCGCCGACGCAGAAGGCGGAACGCCGACGGGCGCGAGCAGAAGUCGCGGCGGGCGCCGCAGGCGCUUGAGGAGACGCAUCCAGGUGAAAAGGACGCGCGAGACGGGAUGGCGACAGACAGCAGAGACGCAGCCGGCAGCGCUGCGCAUGCGGCUCCAGAGCCUGAGAAAGCAGCGGCCGAAGCGACCACCGCGCGGAGACGAAGGGGCCUAAGAGCCCAGCGAAAACCGCGGCCUCCCAUCACCGUCAACUCCUGCGUCGUGUCAAACGACACCUGGCAGCUGGGCUGCAUCGAGUACGGGAGCCACUGCAUGUGCGGACAGAGAGCUUACAACGAAGACCGCGUCUGCGUCGUCCCUGCGUUCGAUGUCUGCACUCGAGAAGGAUGCGCCAAGGCGCACUCGAAGGCGUCGUUCUACGCGGUUUACGACGGCCAUAACGGCGAGGAAGCGGUCAACUACGUUCAGGAGCAUCUUCACAAAAACAUCUUCCGCUCGCGGGCUUUCCACGCGGAUGUGUCGCGGGCGAUUCGCACUGGGUUUUUGACUACGGACAACGCGCUGCGGCAGAUGGUGUGGGAGAAGAUUCGCGGCGAGGGAUACGAUGAUCAGGACAUUUCACCGUUCUCCAGCGGCACAACCGCAUGCGCGGCGGUGGUGCGCGACUCGCAGCUCUACAUCGGGAAUCUCGGCGACAGCCGCUGCGUCCUCUCGCGGGCCGGCCGGUCCCACCUGAUCACUGUAGACCAUUCCUGCCGCACGAAUGCGGAUGAGCAGCUCCGCGUGCGGCAGGACGGAGGGCACUACGACACUGACGGCUACCUGAACGGCGCGAUCGGCGUCUCGAGGGCCUUCGGCGCCUUCGACAAAGGCGGCGGACAGAAACUCUCUGGGCUCUCCUGCGAGCCGCAAAUCCACCGAGAAACCAUCAGACGGGAGGAUGAGUUCAUGAUUAUCGCGUGCGACGGCGUUUUCGACGUGGUGAGCUGCCAGGAGGCAGUCAACUGCGUGCGCAAUCACUUGCGAAGCGGCGGAACGGCUGAGGCCGCUGCGCAGGCCCUCUGCACAUUCGCCUUUCAGCUGCGCUCCCUCGACAACCUCUCCGCUGUAGUCGCGGUCUUCCAGCCCCCCGAACGUUUGCGGAAACCUGCAGACGGGUCGCCGACUGGCCCGACCGCCGCGUUGGGGGCCGAGGGCGCCGCUGACGGUGCGAGCCCCUCGGGCGCGGAGAAGUCGAGCGCCGGCGCGGGGGGCGUGGGCGCGACAGUCAACGGCGUGGGCGCGCGGACGGCGAGCGGCUCCGCGACGGGUGCGCGCCCCGAGGCGGCCGGCGCCGGCGGCGAGAGCGGAGGCCCGCCGCGCAGGCGAUUCAACUUCUCCUCUCUGAAGGGGCUGCUGUGA